This is a messenger RNA of Rhizoctonia solani, 2775 nucleotides long. RefSeq names its product Retrotransposable element Tf2 protein. Gene Ontology annotation, biological process: DNA integration. The transcript has a single exon. The coding region runs from base 1 to 2775 and encodes 924 amino acids. NCBI's taxonomy places the organism in Eukaryota, Fungi, Basidiomycota, Agaricomycetes, Cantharellales, Ceratobasidiaceae. The record is from RefSeq and is a predicted model, not a curated record. Gene Ontology annotation, molecular function: nucleic acid binding.
AUGACAGACGCAGAAUCUAAGGCCCUUAAACAACAUAUUGAAGAGGAAUUGGCCACAGGAAAGAUCCGACCCAGCACUUCCUCCGCAGGCGCCCCGGUAAUGUUUGUCAAAAAGGCAGAUGGCUCUCUCAGAUUGGUAGUCGACUAUAGGAAGUUGAAUGACGUCACUCAUAAAAACGUCUACCCGCUCCCCAGGCAAGACAACCUCAUGGCCAAAUUAAGGCAUGCUAAGAUGUUCACCAAACUGGAUCUACGCUGGGGUUAUAACAAUGUCCGGAUUAAGGAAGGAGACAAAUGGAAGACGGCUUUCAGAACAAAAUACGGGUUAUUUGAAUACCUGGUGAUGCCCUUUGGCCUUACCAAUGCCCCAGCCGCCUUCCAACACUUCAUGAAUGACUUGUUUAGGGACCUCAUCGACGUCACUGUGGUUAUCUACUUGGACGAUAUCUUGAUCUUCUCAGAAGACCCCAAGGACCACCCAACCCAUGUCAGGGAAGUUCUAUCACGGUUGAUGAAAAACCAGUUGUUCUGCAAACUCUCCAAGUGCCACUUCCAUGUCACAACAGUGGACUACCUUGGUAUCGUCAUCUCACCAGCUGGGUUCUCAAUGGACCAAAAGAAAAUUGAGGCGGUUACGUCGUGGCCCCAACCCAGAACGGUCAAGCAGGUCCAGGCCUUUUUAGGAUUUGUCAAUUACCUCAGACGCUUCAUUCCCAACUUCAGCUCUGUCGCGCGCCCCCUGCACAACCUUACCAAAAAGGAAUCACCGUGGUCAUGGGACGUAUUGGAAGAACAGGCUUUCCAAGAAUUAAAGGCAUUAGUCACCAAAGCACCAGUUCUGAUCCACUCGAACCCCAACUUGCCUUACUAUCUGGAAACGGACGCAUCAGGGGUAGCAAUGGGAGCUAUACUCAGCCAACAAGGUCCAGAUAAUUGGUUGCACCCAGUAGCAUAUAUGUCUAAAUCCUUUUCCGGGGCUGAAGCUAAUUAUGAUACCCACAAUAAGGAGCUCCUAGCAAUCAUCAAGGCCCUGGAGGAAUGGCGCAUUUUCCUAGAAGCAACAGACAAGCCAAUCCAGGUUUUCACAGAUCACAGGAACCUGGAAUACUGGAUGCAGGCACGGACUUUUAACCGCAGACACGCACGUUGGCACAUCUUCCUGAGCAACUUUAACUUUGAGAUCCACUACCGCCCCGGAAAACAGUCAGGAAAGCCAGACGCCCUAUCCAGACGAUCGGACUAUGUUGAUUCCCCCCAGAAGCCAGAAGUCAUGUUACCAGCAGAAGUCUUUGCCAACACAUCAGAAACGGAGCUCAAGAUUGUCACAGAAAUCCGAGAUAAGCUGAAAGAUGACCCAUCCCUAGAACCUAUUAUCCAAUUCCUGACAGAAGAUGCGGACAAUGCACCUCCAUCUAUUAGGAAAGCCUAUUGGGACUAUGAUUGGGAAGAAGAUCUCCUAUGGUACCGCGGAAAACUGGUGGUCCCAGACUCAGAGCUCAUCAAGGAACAAUUGCUUAAAGAAUUCCACGAUUCCCCCCUGGCAGGACACCCCGGGCAACAAAGAACCCUAGAGCUCCUGAACCGUAACUACUGGUGGCCAGGAAUGAAGUCAUCCGCUAAGGAAUGGGUGGAAUGCUGUCCUACCUGCCAAGCUAAUCGCCGCGCACACGCUCCUGUGAUCUCCCUAAAGCCCUUAGAAGUCCCCCUGUUUCCCUUCCACACAAUAUCCUACGACUUCAUCACAGGAUUCCCCAAGUUGAACGGAUACAAUGCAAUCCUAGUGGUAAUUGACUCCUUCUCUAAGUUUGGUCACUUCAUCCCAACCACAAAAAAGGUCACAGCCAAGGGACUAGCAGACCUGUUCAUCACCCAUGUUUGGAAGUUACACGGAUUACCGGUCAAAACAGUCUCAGACCGCGGAACAACGUUCACAGGGAAAUUCCUAAGAGCACUGUACCAACGCCUUGGAAUCAACCCAGCCUUCUCCUCAGCCUACCACCUGGAGUCGGACGGACAGACAGAGAGGGUGAACCAAUUCAUUGAGUUCUACCUCAGAUCCUACGUUGCAGCAGACCAUUCAGACUGGGCUACCUGGUUACCGUUAGCAGAAUACGCGUACAACAACGCUAGACACUUGGCUACUGGGAAAACCCCCUUUGAACUUGUCUACGGAAGAGAUCCCAUCAUGAAUCCAUCCAACGUACCGGCAAAUGUCCCAGAAGCCGACCACGUAGCUGACACCCUAGCUCAAGAAUGGAAGGAGGCGGAAUCCGCUCUAAGGCUAACAAAGGAAAGGAUGGCAGGGAUCAAGGGAAUAACUCCAGAAUAUGCAAUUGGCAAAAAAGUAUGGCUGGAUGGAAAAAACGUGGAGCUCAGAACCAACUCCAACAAAUUGGACCCUAAGAGACUAGGCCCAUUCGAAGUCCUAGAGCAAAUAUCCAGCCACGUGUACCGCCUGAGGCUUCCGGAUACCUUGAAAAUUCACAACGUAUUCUAUGUAGGGCUGCUAUCCAAAGUUCAUGAAUUGCCCAGUCAACCCUUCCCGGAACAACCCCCUCCAGAAACAAUUGAAGGGGAAGAAGAAUAUGAGGUGGAGCAGAUCAUUGACUCCAAAAGACAACAAGGGAAAUGGUUCUACUUAAUCAAAUGGAAAGGUUACAGACCAGAAGACAAUUUGUGGGAACCAGAAGAACUCCUGGAGCACAGCCAGGAGGAAAUUCAACGCUUCAACAAGUCACGACUGAAAAAGGCUUGUGUCGCCGCCAAGAGCCUUUAA